GCAAUAAUCGUGUAUCUCUGGCUGUGUCGGCCCAACCUAUAGAAAAUAUUUUUCACCACCAGAUUUGCUCUAUUACUCAAGCAUCACCCUAGAAACUAAGCUGUCUUGUCAUACAUCCACACGCGUGCGCUGGCUCCCCGCUAAGAUAAUCAUUCCCGCAUAUCAUUGAGGCCUCCACCACAUCAGGUUUCCGUCACUCGUGAGAUUUUCCAGGGAGGAUGGCAGCAGCGUCCGUUUGCAAGAUCUGCGAGGAUCCCCUCGUCGUUGAAGUCGAGGGGGAUGGGGACAGUGAGGACACCAACACGCAGACUGUCCCAGAUGAUUUGGAACUUCCGUGCGACUGUCAUUUUCAUUGGCAGUGCCUCCUGGACAAGGCCUCAGAUGUAGCCAUAUCCUUGAAAUGUCCAUCUUGCCAGGUCCCUCUGGCCCAGAACAACGCCGGGCCGUCCGUCACCAACCCGUUCCUGCAAUCUACGUCAGGCGUCUCCAUUUUGACAAGGUACGUCAACGAAGGGGGUGUUCAAGAGGACUUGGACAUACUCCCAGCCAUAACGGAAGAGGCGUACCUAGAGGCCAAUCCCCAAGCCCGGCCGGCACGCGCCUUUCAUGUAAUGUGUAGCGAGGGCGAUGUCGAUGGAAUUGUGGACCUACUCCGAGAUAUCGAGCAAGGAGAUGGAGACGAACCUGUGCUCACUCCGGCGCAGCUCAUUCGCUACCAGGACCCUCUCGCCAACAUGAAGAGUGGCCUUCAUCUUGCCAUUGAGCAAGGACGGGAGGAGGUUGUGUGGUUGUUGCUCUGGCUUGCUUCUCCUCUGCGCACAGAUGCUUUUCCUGGGCCACUCCGGGAGAUUGCGCAGGCAAUGGGACUCCAGCGGCCAGUCACACCGCCAUCCGACGACAUUCGGGCUCUCCAAGAUGACCGGGGCCGUGCAGCUGAGACCAUCGCGGCAGAACGGGAGGGACCUUGGGCUGCUCUAUUGCAGUCCAAUGUGCUGCAUCCCGGCUCAUCAUGAUCAAGCGUAACCGUGGCACGGCAGCGAACGCAUUCGCCCCUCCUCUCCUCGUGCCCUCUCUCGUAAUUAAUAAUUGACUUGUCUCUCCACCGGGAACAAGAGGCUUGAGCGCUAUUAUUAGCAUUUCAACCUAUCAAGAGACGUAGAAGACAUACAAUGGAUAUGCAAGUUCGUGAAACUAGUUCUUCUACCCAUCGACUUCGAUUCGAGCCAAGAGCGGUUCAUGUCGUUCUGCAGGUGCCAAUCACAUCACUCUUGAGCAGAAGA
This is a messenger RNA of Xylaria bambusicola, 1280 nucleotides long. RefSeq lists its product as uncharacterized. NCBI's taxonomy places the organism in Eukaryota, Fungi, Ascomycota, Sordariomycetes, Xylariales, Xylariaceae. Bases 219 to 1013 code for a protein of 264 amino acids. The record is from RefSeq and is a predicted model, not a curated record. The transcript has 2 exons.